UAUACUUCUGGUGAUUAUCAUCGUGACUCCAAAGCCUUUUUAUUUUCAUUGGUUAACAGCCCAGGAUGGGCACCUCUUAAACUGCCUCAGACAGGGGAAAGGAAUAAUUAUAGGGGUUCCAUACGUGGUCACUCAGGAUUGGGACCUACAUUCGGAGGCGGAUAUGACAUUUCCAUUUAUGACAACGCACCAUCCAAUAGUUAUACUUACAGCAACCUUGGCUGGACCUACAGUCCACCGAGCGUUUACAGCUACGGCAGCACAUUCGCCCAAACAUUCCUGGCAGGAACUUACAGGUUCACACCUGACGAAGUAGAAACUUUUUACGAAACAACAUGA
Messenger RNA from Porites evermanni, 339 nucleotides. Lineage: Eukaryota; Metazoa; Cnidaria; Anthozoa; Scleractinia; Poritidae. The record is from the annotation of a GenBank genome assembly.